Messenger RNA from Diabrotica balteata, 399 nucleotides. NCBI's taxonomy places the organism in Eukaryota, Metazoa, Arthropoda, Insecta, Coleoptera, Chrysomelidae. The record is from the annotation of a GenBank genome assembly.
AUGCUAGACGAGGAAUGUCUUUGGCUUUCUAAAUCCUUUCCAUCUUUAACCAUGGAUGCCAUACAGCGAGUAGUUUCAGUGUUCUUAGUGUUGUGCUUUGUGAACGUAUCUGAAUGCGCGAGAUGGGCUCAUUCCGUCUACCUCAGUCCCGACUAUCGGUUACUCUGGUCAUUAGGUCCUGGACCUCAAGAUAUCACAUUUGAAGUGCAAGUCAGGACGCUCGGGUAUGUUGGUUUUGGGUUUUCCAAGGAUGGAAGAAUGGCUGGAUCCGAUAUGGUUAUUGGAUGGGUGGAUCAUAAGCAGGUGUACUUUCAGCCUCUGACAGUUUCGUCAAAAAUGAUUUUAAAUAUUAAAAGGUCUCAGAAUUAUGACGAAGAGUCUUUACCAACUGCUUCAUAA